GGUCGUAGUGGAGAUGUAGUGAUUCAGGCAUUGAAUGAUUUGGCACGGGAGCGCGGUCUCAAUCGAACAUUUCUUGAUUCUGCAAGUGGGGAAGAGAAAGUGGCUUGUGUGACAGACUACUUGAGUGCACUCUCGAAUGCAGCUGUGAAAGGGGGAGUGUGUGGGUGUUGUGGCAGGGACAUAGGGGCUGGGGCUUGGAUGGAGGUAGCAUUUGCCGAUAUUCCAAACGUUCAUCACUUGGAGCCACAUCCUGUCCAUGAGGGCAUGCAGUUGACCUCGGGGCUCUUAGUGAUCAAAGCCACCAUAUGUGAAACGGAGGAGGGAGCAUGGUAUAUGGGGGUGUGUUAUGAGUGUCUAGCGUCAUUGAAGAGAAACAAGAAGCCUCUUUUUUCUUUGAUGAAUGGGUUAUGGGUGGGAGACAUACCCGAUGAGAUAGCUGAUUUAACAAUUCCUGAGCAGAUGCUACUCGCUCUGGUCUAUCCUCAUUGUUUCAUGUUCAAGAUGCAUCCAGUUAAUUCUCGAGGGAUCGAUCCAGACUCGAUGCAACGUGGAAUGGUUGGAAAUGUUAUGAGUUACGACAUGGACACAGGAGAGAUCAUUGAUAUGCUGGAAGGAAGAAAGAUGCCUCGACGCACCCAGAUUCUCUCAUCUGUCAUCACCAUGACAUAUCUGGGAUGAGGGCAUCUGCCGAAGCAUUGGCUCAAGAGCACUUUCCGCAUCCGUCGUAGGAAGGUACUUCUUGCAUUACAGUGGCUGAUUGUGAACAAUCCUUGGUAUGCGGGAUUUGAAGUGGACAUGGAUAUAGUAUCAUCCCUUCCAGAGGAUGAUGUGCCAUUAGAGAUU
This is a messenger RNA of Cantharellus anzutake, 843 nucleotides long. RefSeq lists its product as uncharacterized. The record is from RefSeq and is a predicted model, not a curated record. The annotation marks the transcript as partial. The transcript has a single exon. NCBI's taxonomy places the organism in Eukaryota, Fungi, Basidiomycota, Agaricomycetes, Cantharellales, Hydnaceae.